This is a messenger RNA of Emiliania huxleyi CCMP1516, 492 nucleotides long. RefSeq lists its product as hypothetical. The record is from RefSeq and is a predicted model, not a curated record. The coding region runs from base 1 to 492 and encodes 163 amino acids. Gene Ontology annotation, molecular function: nucleotide binding. NCBI's taxonomy places the organism in Eukaryota, Haptophyta, Isochrysidales, Noelaerhabdaceae. The transcript has a single exon.
AUGGGCCGGCUCCGAAAGCUCGUCGCUUCGGCGCCCGCCGAGCCUCCCCCGUCGGUGCUCGAGCCGACCGUCGCGCUCGACGAGGUCGAGGAGGCGGCCGAGUGCAACGUCGUGCCGGUCCAGCCGCGCGUGUGGGCCGUCUCGGGCGCGCGCAUCGAGAAGGCCGCGGCGAUGACCAAUUGGGACUACCACGAGGCGCAGGAGCGGUUCCAGCGCAUCAUGGGGGCGCUCGGUGUCUCCGCCGCCCUUAAGCGGGCGGGCGCCGAGAAUGGCGACACCAUCAUGGUCGGAGCCGUCGACUUCAAGUACUACGAGGAGACGGCGAUGGCAGUGCGGGCGCGGCUUGCCGGCUACGGCGACCGCGAGGAGGAGGAGGAGCUUGGGGAAGGGGAGGGCUACGAGGCGGCUCGCGAGCGCGCGCGACGGAGAGCGGCAGUGGAUGCGGAGCUACUCGAGCUUCUUGAGAGCGAUGGCGAGGUGGAGCAGUUCUGA